UGUUUAUAUUUGUAUUAUUGACCACAGUUUCUAGUCUCUCCUGGGAUAGGCUAGAUGAACAGUACAUCUUAGCAGGGUUCGGAGACGGAACCAUUAGUAUACAUGACGUCAAUGGAGAGAGAACGGAUACGGGAUAUAAGAGCAAAGUCGAACUAAGGAUAGGACGGAGUAAUAUCUAUGCACAUUCUAGAGCUGUGGAAACUGUCUGUUGGUAUGUGGAUAACGGAAUGUUUCUGUCCUCUGGUCGGGACGGAAAACUUCAGGUGUGGGAUUCUGACCGAGGGAUUGUUGUUGAAGAAUUUUCAGUUGGUGAGCCGAUUAACAAGCACUGUAUUGGUGAACCAGAGGUUGGAGCUCUGGUAGCAGUUGCUGCACGGACAAAUCAUCUUCAACUUGUGGACCUUAGAACUGGAUCUACUUGUCAUACCCUUGGAAGUCGGACUCUAGGUGGUCAUGCUCUCCAAGGUCACUCCGGCGAGGUUAACUGCUGCGCCUGGUCCCGAGCUGACCCCUGGGUGCUAGCCUCGGGGUCAGCAGAUAAGAAAAUAAUGUUGUGGGAUGUCAGGCAGUCCCGUAGCUAUCUUACUUACCUUGAUUAUAAUAAUGUAAGAUACAAGAAGAAAAAAGAUAUAAAACUAGCGAAUAUGUCUCACCAGUCCGGUGUACAUGGGUUGGUAUAUUCGAGCUGUGGACGAUUUCUUUACUCCCUUGGAAAUGAUAAACGCAUUAGAAAGUGGGACACGGUGACAUCUAAGAAUCUGAAAACUAAAUUUCCUGAAGUUGAAACUAAGUGCAGAGGAAGUAUAGACCUAGUCUCGGUUGAGGACGGAGUCAAAGAUCUUCUCUUUGUUCCGGAAAACAGCAAAAUCGCAGUUUUUGACGCGGGAUCAGGAUGUAAGCUGUCCAGCCUGGAUGGACACCUUUAUAAUGUCAACUGUUUGGAUCUGGGUCGAGCCAAGGUUCAGCUUUACUCAGGGGGUAGGGAUAGGUUUAUUCUACAGUGGGAUACUCCUUUACAGAUCGCUGCGGCUAGAGCUUCAAAGGAAGAACAUCGUGAAGAGAGGAAGGAUAUAAAUCCGUAUACAGUUGACACAUGGACAUCGGAUGAAGACGAGGAUGAGGACGGAUAAGAGAGGAUGAGGAUGAGGAUGAGGAUGAGGACGAGGACGAGGACGAGGACGAGGACGAGGACGAGGACGGGCUAUCAAAAAUACAAGAUUCAAUUUUAGAUAUCUUUCAUCGUCCUUACAACCGAAAUAAGCACUAAACAAAUUUAUUUUUGUUUCACUAAAUUUUAUAUAUUAAAUAUUAAUCAAAUAAAUUUCAGAAAAA
Eurytemora carolleeae is the source of this 1332-nucleotide messenger RNA. Its product is annotated as DNA excision repair protein ERCC-8. The transcript has 12 exons. The record is from RefSeq and is a predicted model, not a curated record. Gene Ontology annotation, molecular function: protein binding. Gene Ontology annotation, biological process: protein polyubiquitination; proteasome-mediated ubiquitin-dependent protein catabolic process; transcription-coupled nucleotide-excision repair. The coding region runs from base 228 to 1130 and encodes 300 amino acids. Gene Ontology annotation, cellular component: Cul4A-RING E3 ubiquitin ligase complex; nucleotide-excision repair complex. NCBI's taxonomy places the organism in Eukaryota, Metazoa, Arthropoda, Copepoda, Calanoida, Temoridae.